AUUCUGGACAUUCUACUACAAUACGUUAAAGAUAUACCGCCUGUGGAAAAUGCCAUGUCUCGUUUCGGCAAUCCAGCGUUCCGAGAUUUUUACGACCGUGUACAAAAUAAUGCAGAGGAACUGAUGAAACCACUCGUACCGGAAGAAGCCAUCAAGGAAGUAUCGCGCUACUUUAUUGAAAGCUUUGGCAAUCGCCGACGUAUAGAUUAUGGCACAGGUCACGAAGCCAAUUUUAUGGCGUGGUUGUUAUGUCUCGAAAAGCUCAAAGUGAUUACACCCGAGGAUGACAAGGCUGUAGUGCUGCGCGUAUUUGUAAAAUACAUUGCACUUAUGCGACAACUGCAAUUUGAUUACUGGCUCGAGCCAGCUGGAUCACAUGGUGUAUGGGGUUUGGACGACUAUCACUUUUUACCAUUCAUGUUUGGUUCCUCACAGCUCAAAAAUCACAAGUAUAUCCGACCGAAAUCCAUCCAUGAUGUUGACACUGUACAAGAAUUCUCGAAAUCCUACAUGUAUCUCGCCUGUAUCCGCUUUAUUAACGAAGUCAAAACAUCAGCAUCACUACGAUGGCAUUCGCCCAUGCUGGAUGAUAUAUCGGCCUGCAAAACAUGGAUCAAAGUGAAUCAGGGCAUGAUCAAAAUGUACAAGGCCGAGGUACUGAACAAGUUACCAAUCAUGCAGCACUUCAUGUUUGGUAGUUUGAUCAAGUUUGAAGGUGGCACGCCACAGUCCGAAGAUAAUGACGGUGGCGAUUGUGGUCAUGUGCAUACGACGACUCAGGAUACAUUUGCAAUGGGACAAGAGUAUCCAGAUUGCUGUGGUAUUCCAGUACCAAGUGCAAUUGCAGCUACUGCCGGUAAAAGAUCACGGCCUAUACCUUUCGAUUAA
Messenger RNA from Zychaea mexicana, 888 nucleotides. RefSeq names its product Phosphotyrosyl phosphatase activator. Gene Ontology annotation, cellular component: protein phosphatase type 2A complex; nucleus; cytoplasm. The transcript has 4 exons. Gene Ontology annotation, molecular function: peptidyl-prolyl cis-trans isomerase activity; protein tyrosine phosphatase activator activity. The record is from RefSeq and is a predicted model, not a curated record. Lineage: Eukaryota; Fungi; Mucoromycota; Mucoromycetes; Mucorales; Lichtheimiaceae. Gene Ontology annotation, biological process: mitotic spindle organization. The annotation marks the transcript as partial.